AUGAACCUCUGGCUUUCUUUCACUGCUGGUAUUCAGUCAUGUCAUUCACGUCAGAGUGGUGGAAAGGGACGCUUCUUUCUUGUCCGCUAACUAGAAAGAAGGGUUCAUUCUUUUCAGAUUGAAAUUAAAGUUCCACUUCACGUCAAAACGGUAAUAAGCCUAUACUUCACGCUUAUGUUUCUAACUUGGAAGCGGAUGCAUUCUUACAGAGUUGGAACAAAGGUUGUACUUUCAUAUCAAAAGUGAACCUACACUGUGAAGAAGAAUAAGUAUUUUUCUGCGGAUUUUAAAGGACCCCGCCGGAUUUGGGUCGAAAUCUGCCACCCUUUGAAUUUCAUUUUGAACAUGAUGCAGCGAUAGAGCAAGAGCUAGCGCACAUUUCUAUAUACUGAAAUUUCAUUUUAGAGGCCAGGGAAAAAUUUGCUGGGUCAAAUACUGUCUAGGACCAAAAUGUGUCAGAUCAGAUUUUGCCUUUAAACUAGAAAGUUCGAACAGAGUAAAGGAUCAUAGUCUAUUAUUACAGCAACAACAACCAAUACAUAUUCAACAUUUAUUAGACAGUAUUGUCGAUUUUAGUGGCAUAAAUGAAGAUGCUCGAACAUGGAGACAACGUAUUGAAUUAUUAUUUGAUUUAGCUGAUUAUACGAAAUUUAAAUGGAUAAAAUUAACAGCAUUACAUUUAAAAGAUCAUGCAUUAUGUUGGUACAAUGCCAAUAAAAAUAAAUUUCACGAUUGGGAUGUAUUUUGUCAAAUGUUAAAAAAACAAUAUACACCAACUCCGAUGUCAACUACAACAACCGGGCAAACGAUCGAAAUAAACGACAAUAAUAAUCUAACAAUACCAGCACAAAAUGCUUUAUUACUGACUGAACUAACAACUGGAUGA
Molecule: messenger RNA, 886 nt
Organism: Didymodactylos carnosus
Lineage: Eukaryota; Metazoa; Rotifera; Eurotatoria; Philodinida; Philodinidae
Source: the annotation of a GenBank genome assembly